This is a messenger RNA of Spea bombifrons (plains spadefoot toad), 1439 nucleotides long. It is a transcript of the gene GPR87, whose product is annotated as G protein-coupled receptor 87. The transcript has 3 exons. Gene Ontology annotation, cellular component: membrane. Gene Ontology annotation, molecular function: G protein-coupled purinergic nucleotide receptor activity. The record is from RefSeq and is a predicted model, not a curated record. Gene Ontology annotation, biological process: negative regulation of adenylate cyclase activity; G protein-coupled receptor signaling pathway. The coding region runs from base 219 to 1274 and encodes 351 amino acids. NCBI's taxonomy places the organism in Eukaryota, Metazoa, Chordata, Amphibia, Anura, Pelobatidae.
UAAAGGCAUGUUUGCUUCUAGCUGCACAGUUUUAAUGUUACCGAUCAUAUGUCAGUAAAGAAUUAUGGGAAUGUGAACACGUAUGGAACAGUCAUCUCCAAGAGUCUCUGGUGCUGGACAAUGAGGAAUGGACCAUGAGGACUUCAGUAAAGGGUUGACAAGCUGCAAAAGCAUUUGGAAGAGGAGCAUAUUCCAGUGUCUCCUUACACAUUAGGGCAAUGGCGUUAGACCUGCGUGGAAAUUUUCCAGAUGAAAAGGAUGACAUGUUUGUGAAUGUAACUCAACCACGAGACAACGCAACGGUUUUCAAUGAAUUUCUUAGAAUCUUGUUUCCUGUGCUAUACCUUGUUAUAUUUCUUGGGAGUGUCAUGUUGAAUGGACUUGCAGUAUGGAUUUUCUUCCACAUCCGGAACAAAACUAGUUUUAUUUUCUAUCUGAAAAACAUUAUGGUUGCCGACCUCUUAAUGACGUUAUCCUUUCCUUUUAAAAUCAUACAAGCGUCUGGAAUCGCAGCAUGGCAUUUCAAUGUCUACCUCUGCCGCUACACUAGUAUCUUAUUCUACACCAGCAUGUAUACAAGCAUUGCGUUUCUUGGACUCAUUAGCAUCGACAGGUACUUGAAGGUGGUAAAACCAUUCGGUAACUCUAAAAUCUACAGCAUUAAGUUCACCAUGGUGGUGUCUGCAUGUGUCUGGCUAUUUAUGGUUCUGCUUGCAUUACCUAAUGUAAUCCUUACAAACAUUCAACCGACCAGAGAAAAUAUACAUGACUGCAUAAAUUUGAAAAGCCCACUUGGAGUGAAAUGGCACAAAGCCAUUAUUUACAUUGAUAUGUUUUUAUUCUUCACCGUGAUGGUUGUGUUAAUCGUGUGUUACAUUUCAAUAUCUCGUCACAUCCAAAAAUCAAGCAAGCCAUUCGUCAGUUGCUCAAGUCGGACACGGAGACACAAUCAGAGCAUCCGAAUCGUGGUGGCGGUAUUUUUUAUCUGCUUUUUACCCUACCAUCUAUGCAGGAUCCCCUUUUUAUUUAGUAACCUGGAUUCAGUUCUAGAUGAACACUUCUAUAGGAUUUUGGUCUACUGCAGGGAAUCAUCACUCUUCCUAUCAGCAUGCAAUGUCUGUCUUGAUCCCAUCAUAUAUUUCUUCAUGUGUAGGUCUUUCUCACAAAGACUAUUCAACAAAUCAAGCAUUAGAUCAAGGAGCGAAAGCAUCCGAUCUCUUCAAAGUGUCAGAAAAUCUGAAGUACGCAUAUACUGUGAAUAUACAGAGGUUUGAACUCUAUUACUGUAACCUGAUGUAUACAAUUAUUAAGAAAAUAUAUUUGUUUUAGAAUGUGAACAUUUUAGCUGCUGCAAUUAGUCAGAAAUCAAAUAACUGGGUCUCUGCACUUAUUGAAGGAAUCUGAGUUAGCAGUCAACACCACUUUGUAGCAGCAAAGUA